AUGGUGGACUUGCAGUUGGAGUACGGUCACGAGUCGCCCUGUCUGCUCGGAGGAAACAAGAGUCUUCUGAAAUCGGUGGAGGAGGAGCUGCAGCAGAGGGGCCAUGUGGCACACUUAGGGGAUGAUGAGGAUGAGGAGGAUGAUGGUGCAGAUGAUGAUGAAACUCACACUCAUAAGAUGAACACUAUCCUGAGACCAAAGGUCCCGCCCCCGCUUCCGCCCAAGCCCAAGUCCAUCAGCUCGCCCCAGCCCAAACAGGACGACAGCCAAUCGCACAGCGAGGACGACAGCGGCGGCGGCGGCGGGACCAUCAAGCGCUGUCCAGCCCCGCAGACGGCCAGCCCCGCCAAGCCCGCCUCCAACGUGCCCCCGCGGCCGCCGCCCCCGAGGCUGCCGCCGCACCGCCGGAGCAGCCUAGGGAACGGCCUGAGCGCCUCACACAAUGGUGAGCGCAACAGUCCUGCAGACAGACAACAGUCCACGAUGCCCCCUAGCGUCCCCAUACGGAAGGACAAGAAGGAUGUUCCGAUGCCAAGUAGCAACGGGCUCCCACCUACACCCAAAGUCCAUAUGGGUGCGUGUUUCUCCAAGGUGUUCAAUGGCUGCCCUCUCAAGAUUCACUGUGCCACCUCCUGGAUCAACCCCGACACCAGAGAUCAAUAUUUGAUAUUUGGCGCCGAAGAGGGAAUUUACACACUGAACCUGAAUGAGUUGCAUGAGACCACAAUGGAACAGCUUUUCCCUCGCCGCUGCACGUGGUUGUACGUCAUGAACAAUAAUCUUCUGUCAGUAUCCGGAAAAGCCUCCCAGCUGUACUCUCACGGCCUGCCGGGACUCUUCGACCAGGCCAGGCAGCUGCAGAAGUUACCCGUAGCCAUUCCCACACACAAGCUGCCUGAUAAGAUGAUACCCAGGAAGUUUGCCGUUUCCACGAAAAUUCCAGACACUAAAGGGUGCCAAAAAUGUUGCGUGGUGCGCAACCCGUAUACAGGCCACAAGUACCUCUGUGGGGCCUUCCAGUCCCACGUCAUGCUGCUGGAGUGGGUGGAAUCCAUGCAGAAGUUCAUGCUCAUCAAGACCAUCGACUUCCCUCUGCCGUGCCCGCUGGAAGUGUUUGAGAUGUUGGUGGUCCCGGAGCAGACUUACCCGCUCAUCUGCGUGGCCGUCAGCAAAGGGAGCGAGCUCAACCAAGUGGUCCGCUUCGGCACGGUCAACCCCAACCCCAACGCUACCUCCUCCUGGUUCACAGAGACUGACACGCCUCAGACGUGCGUGAUCCACGUCACUCAGCUGGAGAGGGACACCAUCCUCGUCUGCCUCGACCGGUGUAUCAAGAUCGUCAACCUCCAGGGCCGACUGAAAUCCAGCAGGAAGUUGUCGGCCGAGCUCACGUUCAACUUCCAGAUCGAGUCCACGGUUUGUCUCCAGGAUAGCGUGUUGGCCUUCUGGAGGCAUGGCAUGCAGGGGCGGAGUUUCAAGACCAACGAGAUCACGCAAGAGAUCUCGGACAGUACGCGUAUCUUCAGACUACUGGGGUCAGACAGACGAGAUGACCACAGAGAUCCCCAUGACAGAGGCGUCACUGUGGCAAGGGUGGUGGUGCUGGAGAGUCGGCCGACCGACAACCCGACAGCCCACAGCAACCUCUACAUCCUGGCGGGCCACGAAAACAGCUACUGACACACUCGCUCACGCACACACAGACACACACACAUGCUAACAGACCCCCCUGCAACCCCCUUUCCACAGUGUCGGAGAGACGCCGCGGUGCGUUCAAGGGCAGAUGACUUACGUAAGACACAAUAUCCUGCUCAUGACGCCCAACCAGGAGGUCGAACCUCCCACACCACUUGUACUACUUCGUUGUACACAUUGCGCUACUACUGCGGCCAUCUUGCACAGACCCAGCCCCCCCUCACUCUUAUUUAUUGUGGCAUGAUGUUAAUCCGCCAGCAGGACGACAACUCUCCUGGUUUUAUUGUGUGUGGAGAAAAAAAAACACAAAAAAAAAAGAGGAGAAGGCUUUCGGCCACCUCCGCUUAGCAACAACAGCCACAUAAGUGCUUAACUGAUGUCUAUUUAAUUGAUGUACAUAUAAAUGUAGUAUUUUUGGACAGAUAUGAACACUAAAACUGCUCGUGUGUAGUUAGGCGUGUGCGUAGUUGCCCGGCACAAACAAACAAACAAACAAGCAAACAGUCAGAUGGCGGACAGACGAGGGGAAGUAGGCGACUCUCUUCCUGGUUCCCUGAUAUGUGACAAGGAAGCAGCGUGUGGACCUGUCGAGAGAUGCAGAUACGCUAUGACGACUGGUUCAUUCUACACCCACGCCCCCCCUUUUUUUUUUUUUAAACAAACAUAUUUCAUUUUUAUGCAGUUCUGAUCAUAAGGCUUUUUAUGUUUGUUUGUUUUUUUUAAUUGAACCACUGGUGUUAAACAUUUGCACAGAGAAAAAGGUGUGAGAGAAAUGUGAUGUCAUGACGCGCGAGUGUGUGUGCGUGUGUGUUAUAAAUGUGCGUCUGUACAUACAUCUGGUCCAUAGCAAGCAUCAUGAACGUCGGUUUUCUCCUUUUUGCGUUUUAAAAUGACUGAAGGGGGUUUUUUUUUGGUCACUUGAUAAUAUUUGGAUCAAAUAUAGACUUAAAACUAAAAGGAGCUUUUGGAUAAUGUUAAAACGUUCCCUCUUUGCUACAAAAACAACAAAAAAAACUGUCGGAAAAUGUAAAUGUAAACUGUAGUAGCAAAAGUUUCUCUUCUGAGCGGUGUGAUUUGAUGUCAACGCAACGCAAUCAUCAUGCCGCAUCUUUUUUGGGUGGUUUCCCCUUUUUCAUGAUCUCUUUAAACGGUCUCAUUAGCAACUUUAACCAGAGCUCAAGCUUGCUUUU
Messenger RNA from Hippocampus comes (tiger tail seahorse), 2885 nucleotides. RefSeq names its product mitogen-activated protein kinase kinase kinase kinase 3-like. The transcript is spliced from 21 exons. NCBI's taxonomy places the organism in Eukaryota, Metazoa, Chordata, Actinopteri, Syngnathiformes, Syngnathidae. Gene Ontology annotation, molecular function: MAP kinase kinase kinase kinase activity; ATP binding. The coding region runs from base 1 to 1680 and encodes 559 amino acids. The record is from RefSeq and is a predicted model, not a curated record. Gene Ontology annotation, biological process: intracellular signal transduction; protein phosphorylation. Gene Ontology annotation, cellular component: cytoplasm.